UGAACUAUUAUUAUUAUUCAAGAACCACAUGGGUGAGCUGUCUCUAUCUCCCAAGAUUUCUUAUAUAUAUUAUUAAGAAGUUUUAAGAGUUGACAUACAACAAAAUUAGCUAUGGUUGAGGGUAUGAAGAUCGAGGUGAAGGUGAAGGAGGAGGUGAUGGUGAGGCCCGCGGCGGCGAAGACGGGAUCGAUGCCCCGGGGGACAACCCUGUGGCUGUCGAAUUUGGACACGGUGUUCCCCCUCAAGUCGUACGUCGACUGCACCUUCUUCUUUAGGUCCAUCCCCUUCUUUAACUCGUCGAUACUCAAGGCCACUCUAGGCCGCGCCUUGGCUGAGUACUACCCGUUGGCCGGGCGCCUUAAGUGGGAUGAGCAACGACGUCGGCUAGAGGUCGAGUGCAAUGGGGAGGGGGUGUUGUUCAUUGAGGCUACGGCCAAUGGCGCAUUGCUUGACUUGGGGGCCAACCUAGGCCCCCGCCCGGACCUCACUUUUGUACCCGUCAUCGACUUCUCCAAAGAAACUUCGGCCCUCCCACUUUUCAUGGUGCAGGUGACUCGUUUCACAUGCGGUGGAAUUUGCUUCGCCUUCGCCAUCGACCAUCACCUAUGUGACGGAUUCUCAGCUGUCCAAUUCCUCCGCACAUGGGCCGACAUAGUAGGCUGCGCCGGCAUUACAUUGCCGCCAUUCCACGACAGGCAGGCUGUCUUGUCCGCGCGCCACCCACCUCAGCUGGAGUUCGACCACAUCGAAUACCAACCCUCUCCAACAUUAAUCGAUCCAAUUACAUCAACAACUAAUAGUACAUCGUACAAAAGAUUCAGGCUGACUCCCGAUCAGGUGAAAGCACUCAAGGCCCAAUGCAAGAUCAGUAGUACUAACCAAGUCUCCAACGAUCCGUACACCACGUACGAGGUUAUCACCGGCCACGCGUGGCGCUGCGUGUCGAUGGCCCGCCGGCUGCCCAAGAAUCAGCCGACGAAGCUUCACAUGGCGGUCGACGGCAGGGAGAGGCUGCUCCCCCGACUGCCACCCGGAUACUUCGGGAAUGUCGUGUUUCGCGCCACUCCCAUUGCCCUGGCGGGUGACCUGCAAGAGAAUCCCGUCGGGUUUUCCGUCCUUAAAGUUCACGAAGCGCUUGUAAGAAUGGACGACCGUUACAUGCGGUCGGCAAUCGAUUACCUGGAGAUUCACCAAGGGCCCUUGCCGGAAAGCCUGGCCGACUAUCGGUCCCCAAAUCUUGGGAUUAUCAGCUGGGCUAGGCUUCCGUUGUACGAUGAUAUUAAAGUGUUGGGAAAACCGAUCUAUGCCGGGCCAGGAUCGAUCCCUGGCGAAGGGAGAAGUCAGGUGCUGCCGGCGCAUGACGGGAGCUUGUUGUAUGCGAUCUCCCUUCCGGAACAAGAGAUGGCCAUCUUCGAAAAGCUUUUCUACGACAUUUAGACAACAUGGUAUGGUGUUGUGUUGUGUUGUUAGGACGGACCCAACUCAACUCAAUGCUAGCUAGUAUGAUUAAUGAUAUUAUCUGUUUUUGUUUUGGAUCCAGUCUAGUUUGCAAUCCAACACUAAUUAACACAUCUUCGAAAAGGUUUGUGGAAAGUUUGUUUACAUGUAUUCCAAAGUUUUGCAUAAACACAUUAAGGGUGUUUUA
Andrographis paniculata is the source of this 1645-nucleotide messenger RNA. Its product is annotated as rosmarinate synthase-like. The transcript is spliced from 2 exons. Gene Ontology annotation, molecular function: acyltransferase activity, transferring groups other than amino-acyl groups. The coding region runs from base 112 to 1437 and encodes 441 amino acids. The record is from RefSeq and is a predicted model, not a curated record. NCBI's taxonomy places the organism in Eukaryota, Viridiplantae, Streptophyta, Magnoliopsida, Lamiales, Acanthaceae.